UAAACUUACCUGGUAGCGAUGGAAUGGCGUCAGGUAAAUUUUGAGGAAAGAUCGACCGGUCGGUGAAACACAGGUUCGAUUUGUAUGAUUUGCAAUACCACAAUUAGGUUGACAUUCUGAUAAUAUAAUUUUCUUGUGUAAUGCAUAAAAUGAACCGUAGACAAAGAGAUUUUACUGUUAAGUGUUUAGGACUAGUUUCAUGUUUAUUUAUUGUCUUUUUCCUGUUUAGAUAUUUAACAUCGGCAAAAAGUUCAGAAUUAUCGGAUGGCUAUGAAUAUGAUAAUCCUUUUGAAGUAAUAGAUAAUACAAAAAAGAUGCAAUUUGACAUUAAACAGCAUUUGCAAAAUGUUAUAGAUAAUCCCCUUGACAUUAAACAACAUGUUAAAAAUAUUAUCCAAGAAGUUCUACCACAGCAAAAUGAACCUACUGAAAGUUCAUCCACAGACAGCAAUAGAUACCCACCAAAUUGGGAAGCACUCGACAAAAGGCCUUUACCAAAAUGGUUUGAUGAAGCUAAAAUAGGAAUAUUUAUUCACUGGGGUUUGUUUUCGGUGCCCAGUUUCAGUUCAGAAUGGUUUUGGUGGAGUUGGAAGGGAAAAGAAGCAACAAACAAGAAAGAAACCAAAGCGUUUAUGAAGAAGAAUUACCGAUCUAAUUACACUUAUGCCGAUUUCGCACCAGAUUUUACAGCAGAAUUUUUCAAUGCUACUGAAUGGGCGGACAUUUUUAAAAACUCAGGCGCCAAAUACGUAGUACUCACGGCCAAGCAUCACGAGGGGUAUACCAAUUGGCCAUCUGCAUAUUCCUACAGCUGGAACUCAUUGGCUAUUGGACCAAAGAAAGACCUUGUUGGUCAACUUGGUGCUGCAGUACGUGAAAAGGAUUUAAAAUUUGGACUGUACCAUUCGUUGUAUGAGUGGUUUCAUCCACUAUAUCUGAGAGACAAAAGAAAUAAUUUUCAAACUCAGGAUUUUGUAAGGGCAAAAACUAUGCCCGAGUUAUAUGAACUUGUAAAUGUAUAUAAACCUGACAUAAUUUGGUCUGAUGGCGAGUGGGAAGCAGAAGAUACUUAUUGGAAUUCUACUGAGUUUAUCGCAUGGCUUUAUAAUGACAGUCCUGUAAAAAACACUGUGGUAACCAAUGAUCGGUGGGGAAAAUCUGUAAGAUGUAAACAUGGAGGAUUUCUUGGGUGUAAUGAUAGAUAUAAUCCAGGUAUUCUUCAAAAGAGAAAAUGGGAAAAUUGUAUGACGAUUGACGAAAAAUCAUGGGGAUUCAGACGUGAGGCUAAUCUUAAUGAUUAUCUUACGAUAGAAAAACUUUUGCAGACAAUAGUGGAAACUGUAAGUUGCGGAGGUAAUAUUUUAAUAAACAUUGGUCCAGCUCAUGAUGGCACUAUUGCUGCUGUGUAUUUAGAAAGAUUAAGGCAGAUGGGAGAAUGGUUGAAAGUAAAUGGCGAAGCGAUUUAUUUUUCUAUUCCAUGGAACUUCCAGAAUGAUGCUGUGAAUGAACAUGUUUGGUACACCAAACGAAACAUUGACGAAAAAACAUCAGUUUAUGCUAUUGCAACAAAAUGGCCACAUAAUAACAAGCUACAAUUAGCUGGGCCUAUUACUGGAGAUAAAACAAAUGUUACUAUGCUUGGUUAUAACACACCAAUGAAAUGGACUGCUGAUCCCUCUGGAGGAAUACAUAUUGACAUUCCAUUUAUAUCAUACAAAGAAAUGCCUUGUAAAUGGGCAUGGGUUUUUAAAAUGACAGGUCUUACAAAUUCUUAGGUUUGAUAUCGAUGCAGCGUUUUCUCCUCACAAACUUAUUUAUGUAAUAUACAUGAUUUUUCUUAUUUACAUGGAUAGGAUAGUGUGGUAUAGUUUCUUUUAUUCUGAGAAUCUUUGAUUUUGAUAUUUUGUUCCAAUAUCAAGGCAGCUUCAAUAUAUGCAUUUGAAAUGAUCUGGAUUUGCCAUUAUCUGAUCAUCAACAGGAUCUACUUAAACUUUCAGAUCACUUGAGAUAAAUCCUACUAGUUGGUGGUAUUUGAUUUUCUAUCUAGUAUGUUCAUAAUGUAUUGUUAUAUGAUGUUGUUGUUUUUUUUUAUAUUAUGUGUUUUUAUGAUCUUAUUUAUUUCUAUUUACUGCAAUUUUAGUGCCAUAAUCAUGUAUUUGUCUUUGAAUGAACUAGAGAAGAAUGCUUUUUGCAUACACAGAUGUAAACUGUGGAAACUUGUGUUGGAAUAAUUUUAUAAUUACCUAUUGUUUAAGCCAAUAGCUGUCUCAUUUUGUAGUUUUGCACACAUAACAAACAAAAAUCGUUUUAACAAUGUUGUAUUACGAUAUAAUUGAUUUUCAACUGCAAUGUGCCAAUUAUAAUAAGAAAAAGCAUUUUUACUGGAAUUUCCAAACGUCUACAUCUUCACUAGAAGACAAAUAUAUAAUCAUCUGCAAUAUAAAUGUUCUGAAAAAGCUGCUUAUGAUAACGAAAGUAGCUGUUUGUUUAUUCAGACAUUUCAGAUGGCUUUACAAUACAAAGGCUCUUCAUUGUAAAAACAAAAACAAAAUGAGAACAACCAUAUUUAAAUGUAUAUUAUACAUUUUUUUGUUUUUUUUCAAAAGUGAUUAUUUUACUUGCAAAAAUGUAAAAUAUAUUUUUAUAUGUAUUUAUAUUUUUGUCUUGGCGUUGAUUUACUUUCGAUUAAUGAGUUUUGAAUGUCCCUUUGGUAUCUUUACUUCUCCUUUUGUUUAGGUAUUAAUUUUAAUGACAAUAUGUAUAAAACACAGAAAUAUCUAUUUAUGAAAUGAUACUAUUCUAAAACUCUUUUCGUUUGAUAUUUUUUAUCCAUAUUUAAUACAUUUAGUUUCAUUUUGUCAAAUGUAUGUUAAUAUUGGUGUCUCGGACAAUCAAAGUUUGGUCAAUAUGAUCGUUGAUAUCGUACCUACAUA
Molecule: messenger RNA, 2933 nt
Organism: Mytilus trossulus (common blue mussel)
Lineage: Eukaryota; Metazoa; Mollusca; Bivalvia; Mytilida; Mytilidae
Product: alpha-L-fucosidase-like
Exons: 8
Coding region: 141-1775 (544 amino acids)
Biological process (GO): fucose metabolic process; glycoside catabolic process
Cellular component (GO): lysosome
Molecular function (GO): alpha-L-fucosidase activity
Source: RefSeq, a predicted model, not a curated record